Molecule: messenger RNA, 261 nt
Organism: Enterobius vermicularis (human pinworm)
Lineage: Eukaryota; Metazoa; Nematoda; Chromadorea; Rhabditida; Oxyuridae
Source: the annotation of a GenBank genome assembly
AUGCCAGAGGGAUACUUGCAUGAAACUGUCAACCACAGUCUCCAAUCUAUUCAUCCUGAGACCAGUGCUUACACAAACAGCAUUGAAUCUUUAUGGCAGAAAUUUAAGGAGGGGCACAAAUCGCGUUACGGGACGGAAAGGGCACUGUUGAAUUUGUACAUGAACGAAUUCAUAUGGAAAAAAAUUUAUGAAGGCAAUACGCUGUACCACCUCUGGUCUCAAAUAGCCAAACGCUAUACACCGCCACCAGGUUCCGUCUAA